GGAUUUUAGCUCACCCUAUUUUAUAGCUAUUAUGGUAAAAUCCAUUACCGUGUUGCGCGGGAGCAGGAAAAGUUGUGUAGGCUGCUUUGCUAGCUACGAAUAUAGUACUACUUUGAGUGCCGUACGUCGCAAGAAGAAUGGCUCGGGAUUACAAACCUGGUGACCUGAUCUUUGCGAAGAUGAAGGGCUACCCUCACUGGCCUGCCAGGAUUAAUGACUACUCUGAUGGAGCUGUGAAGCCGGCCAACAUGAAGUUUCCCAUCUUUUUCUUUGGUACCCAUGAAACUGCAUUCCUAGGCCCCAAAGAUAUAUAUCCCUACCUGCCCAAUAAAGAGAAGUAUGCCAAGCCUAACAAGAGAAAGGGCUUCAACGAAGGCCUGUGGGAGGUUGAGAACAACCCAAAGGUGGAGCUGAAUGGAGAGAAGCAAAUGAUGCUGUCGGAUAACGUAACGGAGAAGGACUCUGACAGUAACCCGGAAGGGGACGAGGAGGGAGAUUAUGAGAAGAGGAAGAAACCCAAAGACCCCACACCAAAGGAAUCUACAGACACUCCCAAACCCAAGAGAAGAAGGAAGAAAAAGAGUGAUGUAGAGGCCGACUCUGAGAAAGAGGACGCUGCCAACAGUCCCACAUCCAGCCCUCAAGGUGGAGAGGGCCCCACUCCUAAGCGGCGAGGCAGGAAGACCAAAGCUGAGAAGAUGCUCCUACUCCAGCAGCAGGACCCCCAGGGCUCAGGCAGUGACAUGGACACUGCUGAGUCGGAGAGAAAGAGAAAGAGGACGCCGGAAGACAAGUCCAAGAGAGGAGAGGAGGAGAAGAGGCUGGACGGGAGGAGAAAGAAGGAAGACAACAAAGGGAGAGAGUUGGAAGGGAAGAAGGACCCUGAUGCUAAACGGAGGAGACAGACCAAAGAGGAGAGCUCCUCUGACUCAGAGGACCAGGAGAAGAACAAGGGGGUGGCGGGUGACCGCAAGCGGCAGCAGCCCACUCCGACCGAGACAGGGGACAAAGACGAUCGUCAACGACGCAAACAAGACGAGCAGAAAGAGCAAAACAAAGACGAUGGAAACAAAGUGGAUGAAAGGAAAGGAGACAAGAAGAAAGAGAUAUCGACAGAAUCGAGGCUGCAGAGGUUGCAUGGAGAAAUCAAAAUCUCCCUCAAGAUUGACAACCCAGAUGUGAAGAAGUGUCUGGUGGCGUUGGAUGAGCUGGGCAUGCUGCAGGUCACCACCCAGCACCUGCAGAAACACUCAGAGCUCAUUGCAACACUCAAAAAGAUUCGGAGGUUCAAGGCCAGCCAGGACAUCAUGGACAAGUCCACCAUGCUGUACAACAAGUUUAAGAGCAUGUUCCUGCUGGGGGAAGGGGACCAGCUGCUCAGCCAGGUGCUCAACAAGUCCAUAGCAGAGCAGAAGCAGCAGGAGGAGGCCAGGAAGGGAGCCCAGAAGAAGGCUGAGCAAGUCAGGGAGAACAACACAGAUAACAAUAUGAAUGGCGACUCCAGUCCUGAUAAGAAGCAGGAGUCGGACAAGGAGAAGCCUGCUGAAGAGGCCUCUACAGGUGAUAACAGCAGUGCUGUGCUAGUUGCCGUCCCAUUUUCUAAUCCCUUUACCGGCAGUGUAGUGAAGGCCCAAGAGGAAUCCACCUGAUGAAGAAACAUCUCACUGACUAAACUGAAGGGGAUGUUGGUGCUGCUGACCUGCUCCUGAGUCCUGACUGAUCUGUGCUGAUCCCACCUGCACACACUAGUCCAAACACCACCAAUAAGAGGUUAACUCCUGUUGCUUUGACAUCAUGUCCCUCAAGUAGUACAAAUCCAGGCUCUUUUCUGGUCUGAACACCCACGUCUUAAACCCUACAGAGCAGUGUCUUCCAAAGUCCUAUUUUAGAUAAAAAAAUGUUUAUGAUGAAUGCAUCCACUAUGGCUGUUUUUAAACUGAUGGUAGUAAAAAGUGGUUCCACAAGGAAAAUAUGUUAGUUUAAUACUUGCAUAUCUAACCCAUCCCUGACCUCACUUUGUUUUAACCAUUCUGCUAUGUGGUGAAAAAUUGACAGUAUCAUGUUUGAGAAGGUCAUUGCAAAAAUGGAGUGGGUCAAGGAAGCUUUAUAGUCUGUUUUAAAAUCACUUAACGUUUGACAUCGCAAGAUCUUUCAGUUCAACUCAAUUCUCUGAAUUAUACAAGAUAGAUUAAAUAUAUGGUAGUUACUGGUAGAGGAGUCUUUGUAUUACUUGUUAGUUUAGUCAAAUGUACUCGAUACUGACCAAUAUUACUCUGGGUAGGUGCACAUAUUUUUAAUGUUCUUGCACAGAAAGGAAAUACUACUCGUGUGCCAAAGUGUCUUUCCACUCGCACACCCAAGUUUAAAUGUCUGUCUGUUGUAAGUCCUCCAAUUUGCUGACAUUGAUGUAAAUAAGAGUAUUUUUGUGCCUGUCUGAAAGCCUGUUUUGCCUCCUUUGUAAUAAAGCAUUGGUUCAAUAACCUUUUGUCAGUAA
Messenger RNA from Salvelinus namaycush (lake trout), 2494 nucleotides. RefSeq names its product PC4 and SFRS1 interacting protein 1a (gene psip1a). The record is from RefSeq and is a predicted model, not a curated record. Gene Ontology annotation, biological process: regulation of transcription by RNA polymerase II. Gene Ontology annotation, molecular function: double-stranded DNA binding; transcription coregulator activity. Bases 138 to 1649 code for a protein of 503 amino acids. Gene Ontology annotation, cellular component: nucleus. The transcript is spliced from 16 exons. Lineage: Eukaryota; Metazoa; Chordata; Actinopteri; Salmoniformes; Salmonidae.